Molecule: messenger RNA, 1240 nt
Organism: Castor canadensis (American beaver)
Lineage: Eukaryota; Metazoa; Chordata; Mammalia; Rodentia; Castoridae
Gene: Pawr
Product: pro-apoptotic WT1 regulator
Biological process (GO): apoptotic process; positive regulation of apoptotic process
Cellular component (GO): cytoplasm
Source: RefSeq, a predicted model, not a curated record
GACAGUGGUGAGCUCCGAACCGCGAGUUUGUUGCGGCUUCUUCCGCGCGCCCGGAGAGCUUCGGCUCACCUGAGCACUUGCGCCUCGUCCCUCUCGCAAACUUUUGAGAGACCCGCCGGCUACCGGGAACGCCCGGGGGUCGUGCCCCUCGCUCGCAUCCUUCGGGUGGGAAAGCAGAGGCCGGAGAAGUGGGAGUCCGGCUGGCCCCUCUGGGAAUAUGGCGACCGGUGGCUACCGGACCAGCGGCGGCCUCAGCGGCAGCACCACCGACUUCCUGGAGGAGUGGAAGGCGAAGCGCGAGAAGAUGCGCGCCAAGCAGAACCCCCCGGGCCCGACCGCCCCGGCGGGGGGCAGCAGCGACUCGUCCGGGAAGCCCCCGGUGGGGGCUCCAGGCACCUCUGCGCCCGCGGAGGUCAACAACAACGUCCCGGGUGGCCCGGCCGCACCUGCUGCCCCCGGCCCUGGUGGUGUGAACUGCGCGGUCGGCCCCGCCGCUCUGCCCCGUGCGGCCCCCGGUUCCCGGCGGCCAGAGGACGAGAGCCCCGUUGCCGCCGCUGCCGCCUCGGCCUCGGGGAUCCCGGCGCCCCGGGGCGACGAGGAGGAGCCGGAUGGCCCCCCGGAGAAGGGCAGGAGCUCCGGCCCCAGUGCCAGGAAAGGCAAGGGGCAGAUCGAGAAGAGGAAGCUGCGGGAGAAACGGCGCUCCACCGGCGUAGUCAACAUCCCCGCCGCAGAGUGCUUAGAUGAAUAUGAAGAUGAUGAAGCAGGGCAGAAAGAGCGGAAGCGGGAAGAUGCAAUUACACAACAGAACACCUUGCAGAAUGAGGCUGGGAGCCUACUAGAUCCAGGCAGCUCCUUUCUGCCACAAGAAUCAUCUAGAACAGUUUCAGGCAGAUACAAAAGUACAACCACUGCCUCAGAAGAUGAUGUCUCAAGUAGAUAUCCCCGAACAGACAGAAGUGGGUUCAGUAGAUACAGCAGAGAGGCAAAUGUUGCAAGUACUUUGGCCUCAAGUAGCACGUUGGAAAAGAAAAUCGAAGAUCUUGAAAAGGAAGUAGUAAGAGAAAGGCAAGAAAACCUAAGACUUGUGAGACUGAUGCAAGAUAAAGAGGAAAUGAUUGGAAAACUUAAAGAAGAAAUUGAUUUGUUAAAUAGAGACCUAGAUGAUAUAGAAGAUGAAAAUGAACAACUAAAGCAAGAAAAUAAAACUCUUUUGAAAGUUGUUGGGCAGCUGACAAGGUAG